Bipolaris victoriae FI3 is the source of this 996-nucleotide messenger RNA. RefSeq lists its product as hypothetical. The record is from RefSeq and is a predicted model, not a curated record. Lineage: Eukaryota; Fungi; Ascomycota; Dothideomycetes; Pleosporales; Pleosporaceae. The coding region runs from base 1 to 996 and encodes 331 amino acids. The transcript has 5 exons.
AUGGGUCUUCCGCUUCCUCAACAACUAAGAAUACCAUGCGCCUUCCUAGGUGCGCUGGGUAUCGUCACUUUUGCGCUUCGCUGCUUCAUUAUGCACAUGUGGUACACCGGGACUUUGUUGACAGGCAUUCACUAUGGAACAGGUCAGCGGACCUCGGAGAUAUCUGUAACGGACUCAGUACAUGCUAUGCGUUGUUGGUGGCUAUGCUUCCUAGCAUACGCAUGUUCAAUCACCCUGGCCAAAAUAUCCGCUGGUUUCUUCUUCCUUAGGGCCACAGGCAGCAAGCCAGUUUUCCGUAUCACGACCUACGUUAUCACGAUACUCGCCGCAGUGGUCGGCUUCGGCUUCUUCUUCCUCAGUGUUUUCCAGUGCCUACCAGUCAGCUUUUUCUGGACCCGCUUACAUGGAGAUACUAAUGGCAAAUGCCUGGAUAUCGAAAUCAUGAUAAUAGCCACAUACUUUUACGGAGCUGUCACUGCAGGAACAGACAUAGCUUGGGGCAUCCUGGUCGGAGCACUCAUCUGGAAAUUGCAAAUUGACCGCCGCACAAAGAUUUUGACAGCACCAUUCCUAGGCCUGGCAUGCAUUGCAAGUUACGCUGCCCUUGUGCGAAUGCCCUACGUUGCCAACUUUAGAAAACCAGACUUCCUCUACGCAACUGUCGAAAUCUCCAUGUGGUCCACAAUCGAAGUGGGCGUCUCCAUCUGCGCCGCCAACCUCGCCACCAUCCGUCCCCUAAUCCACCACUUUACCCACAAAGGCGAGUCCUGGGAAUCGCGCCAGAACAGGCCGGGACACGCUGAAUUAGCAACCAUACCAGAUGAUCAGGAACUUGCUACACUGAAAGUACCACCACCAAAGACUGCAGAGAGCUCGAUUUCCUCCACGGAUCCGAAGGGCAGUAAUGGCGAGAGUGGAAUUACGAGGAGCGUGUCGAAUUGGAGUAGGUGGACGAGGAAAGAUAGUGCGGCGAACGUGGAUAUCCAUGUUCCAUGA